Molecule: messenger RNA, 1131 nt
Organism: Jatropha curcas
Lineage: Eukaryota; Viridiplantae; Streptophyta; Magnoliopsida; Malpighiales; Euphorbiaceae
Product: YbaK/aminoacyl-tRNA synthetase-associated domain-containing protein
Molecular function (GO): aminoacyl-tRNA deacylase activity
Source: RefSeq, a predicted model, not a curated record
ACCACAACCAUAUUGUUUCAUGGUCAAGCACAUAGAAGAUUACAGCUCAAUACAUGACAACGGAAUUGGACUGCGAGUCUGAGAGGGUGAGAGGGAACGAGGGACGCAAAAUGGAAGCAGCUCUAGCAGAACUGGAGCGAGUCCAAAUCCUAACCCUCCAACGGAUAUCGAAUAUUGAGCAUUCUUUCCUUCCUCAAAACAGCAGCGUAUCUGCUCUAGCAUAUGUUUCCUCUCCCGACACAAAUUGUUGCCAGACCUCCGCCUCUGACACCGAAGCUCGUCUCUCCUCCAUUCUCCGAUCAAGUGGCGUAAAUGACUUCGCAUUCAAAACUGUUCCUCCAAAUUACUAUGACUGGUCUCUGGAGGCCCGACGAGACAUUCUCGGUGCCGCCUCUAUCGAUCACCUAUGCAAAAGCAUUGUUUUGGUUAAUACACAGGCUCCUUCAAACAUUACUGAUUGUAGUGACCGCAAUAAUUCAAAGUAUUACAUUGUUGUAGUUCAGUAUACUGCUCGGUUCAAUGCCGAAACUGUUAAAAACUAUCUGUAUGCACUCAAUGAUGGCAAGAUAGCUAAAAAGAAAUUCAACUUAAGGCUUGCUCCUGAGGAGACAUCUGUAAAGUUGACUGGAUAUGAGCACAAUGGAGUGACAUGUAUUGGCAUGAAAACGGACAUUCCAGUUAUUUUGGAUGAAGCAAUUGUAAGGCUGAAUCCUGAUUUCUUCUGGUUGGGUGGUGGGGAGAUUGACCUGAAGCUUGGGAUUAGGACCUCAGAAUUUAUCAGUUCUAUUAAACCUUUAAUUGUCAAUUGCAGUGGCACAUGAUUAACUCAAAUGAAUCUUUUUUUGGACUAAAUGGAAAAAAAGAUAAGGCUGCUGGACUGAAAGAUGAAGGAAUUUGCAUUUUCAUCAAGUUCUGCAACGGAAAAUUCAGCCUUUCAAAUCAUCUUUACAGAAGAAAUUGUUCCUCUGCAUAUAUUUCUUCUGUUAGUAUUUUUUCAUAGCUUUGAAUUUCAAUUGAAGGAUCUGUAUUGGAUAUCUAUAUACUUUAUUGUAGCAGAUGAUAUGGUAGCGAAAGUUACAGAAAUCUAUCAGUUCAUUUGGCAAUAUAUAUACAUAUACAUUUACUUUACCU